AUGUUAUCUCCUGGUUCAUCAGUGGAAGGCACCCUUGAGCUUCCUGGGGCAAUUUGUUCCAUUAAAAAUACGCUCGACCCCAUAGAGAAUACCAUUGAACAGGUCUCUGAUGAUCGAUUUGGCGCUGUGGCGACCUUCAUUGGCACUACACGGAAUUCAUUCCAAGGCAAAGUUGUAACAAAGUUAGAAUACCAAGCGUACACAAAGCUCGCUCUCAAAACGAUGGCUACAAUUAUAACAGAAGCCCGAAACCAGACUGCAGAAUUUCGAGCAGUUGUUCAGCAUAGAAUCGGUGUUGUGGGAGUGGGUGAGCCGUCAAUAGUGAUAGCUGUCUCCUCUCCCCAUCGAAAGGAAGCAUUCCAUACUUGCGAAUUCAUCCUGGAAGAGGUAAAGCGUAAAGUGCAAAUAUGGAAAAGAGAAUACUACGAGGGGGAAGACGAACGCCAGGCAGAGUGGAAAUCCAAUGUGUAG
This is a messenger RNA of Lentinula edodes (shiitake mushroom), 471 nucleotides long. RefSeq names its product Molybdopterin biosynthesis MoaE. The record is from RefSeq and is a predicted model, not a curated record. The coding region runs from base 1 to 471 and encodes 156 amino acids. Gene Ontology annotation, cellular component: cytosol. Lineage: Eukaryota; Fungi; Basidiomycota; Agaricomycetes; Agaricales; Omphalotaceae. The transcript has 4 exons. Gene Ontology annotation, biological process: Mo-molybdopterin cofactor biosynthetic process.